GACCAGAUGCACUCGUUGACAGACAGGGGACAUGUCCUCUAGCUAUUGCGGUCAAUGAGUCGGUCAUUCACCGAUGGCACCUGGCCACCCAAUCUCUUACUUACACACACACAUCCGAUCAACCACGCCAAGCCAGGACAUGCACGCCACACGCCAUCACUUAACGAGGGCCUCCUUCAACACGCCCAUCCUGCCCGCAGCCACACACAGACACACACGCCAUUGACACAAAUCAUUGCGUUGAAUGAGGCCGUUACUUGGUUGGUGAGGGUGCUGGUGAAGAGUCGAGGUCCUCGUCGUCGUCGAUGGGCUGCUUUGCGGUGAUCUGGGAGUCCCGCUCGCUCAGCGUCUUCUCAACUAUCUCCAGCAACUUCCUGUUCAUCUUCAUCUCCGCAGGCGCCAUCUGCACAUACAUACCACAUACGUACGCAGCACGGGAGACAUCUGGUUAUGUGUAGGUUUGGUUGACUGUGUGUGCCAGACCGACUUUGGUUUCCUUCCUCCUUCUCUUUUCGUCCAUUUGUUCCUCGAGCUCCUUGCGGAAGCGGAGGUUCAUCGACCGGCGGCUCUCGGCCUUGCUCCGCUCCUGCUCCGUGAAAUCCUGACCAACACCACACACACACACACACACACAGAGACAGACAGACAGACAGAGAGAGAGAGGAAUGAAUGGAUGGAAGGCAUGGAGGUUCUUGGUUUCUGUCUGUGCCUUGAGGUCUUCUUCGAGGAGUUGUGCCCUCAUUUUGGUGAGUUCCUUUUCUUUGGUUUUGGCGUCCUCCCUCUCCUGCAUCUGCUGAAAGAGAAACCUCUUGGUCUCCUCCGUCAUCUGAAGGGAAGGCACACACACAUCACAUGCUUGCCGCCCAGGCAGACAGACAGAGACACGGGAGACACGAUGUGUGGGUGAUGACCUGUUUGAGUUUCCUCUGUUUGUUGAGCUCGACUUCGAACUGCCUGGCCUCCAUCUCAAGACGCUGCUUCUCUGCUCGGCGCGCGUCCUCCUCGGCCUUGACACAUGACCCAUCCCAACACACAGACAGAGCAGCCGGGCGGGUGGGCGGGCGGGUGGGCGGGCGGCUGUGUGGCGGAUUGGCUUACCUUGUUUUCCUGCAUUUUGACAACGGUGUCCUUCAUGCGGUCCAUGAGAUUCCUCUGGCGGUCCAGACGCUCCUUCAACUCGCUCUCACGAGCCGCUUCCUGCAGACCACACAGCCACAUAUCACAUCCAUGUGUGUGUGGGGCUGGCAUGAAUGUGCCUCGAGUCCCUCCCCACACAGGUACCUGUUGGUCGAGGAUGCGGACGUAUUCCUCCAUCGACCUGAGGUCUGCCUCUUGGUCCUCCUUCUUCUUGCGGGCCUUCUCAAUCUGCUCCUGCUCAUUCUCCUGCUCAAUCACACACAGGGAGGGACACACACGUCACGUCAUGAUCCCUGUGCUUGUGUUGUGUUGUGUUGUGUUGUGUUGCAACGGUGCAGUAGCUGCAGAGGCGGACCUCCAUGAGCUUUCGAAUGAUGUGUCUUUCAUUGUCCUUCUUGGCCUGCUCCUUCUUCUUCUCCUUCUGCAGCUCCUUGUCGAUGCGCGCCAGGAACUGCUUCUCCUCCUUCUGACGGACCUCAUCCUCCUCCUGUCGACACACCACACACAUGCUCACACACAUCACAUCCACGGGAGGGAGGAGACACGUGUGUGUGCGUCUUUGUGGAAGUGUAAGUGACCUUUCUUCGUUUGUUGUCGAGGGCGAGCUGCUCGUCGCGGUCCACCUUCUCCUUCAUCGUUUUCUUCUUGAACUCCUCCUCCUUCUGCACCUCGAUCUUCCUGCAACACAACACAACACGCAAAUAAACAAGGCAGCGUAUAGAUAGACACAAGGCGAGCCAGCCAGGUGUGAUUCUUGUACUUGAGUCGUUCCAGGUUCUCGUUUUGGAUGUGGUAAAACUUCAUGUCCUCCUCCUUCUCGGCCACCUUCUUGGCCCUACACGUACACACACACAGACGUCACUGGUGUCUCGCCAGGCCAGCUUAUGUGUGGUGGGUGAUGUGUGUCUCUGUCUGACUGUUUCUCCUCGAGCUGUCCAUCGAGGUCCCUUUUGAGUCUGCCCUGUUCCACCUUGAACCGCUCCUUCUCCUUCUGACUCUCAACCUCGUUGAUGUAACGCGCAUAGUCGUCCAGACGAGACCACUGACCACACCACACCGAACCAUGAUGCACACAGAGACAUACAACGGGCACAAAGUCAUUUGAUUUGGCUGGCUGUCUGUCGUGUGUGCACAGCUGACGUCAUAGUCCUGGAACUGGUCCACAAGGGCAUCGACGGGCCGCACACCCGAGGCCGUCUGCACGUCCGCCCCACUCACUGCCGACCCAUCGCCAGGUUUUUGCUGCUGGAACAUCUGUGUGACACACAGAAGAAAGAGGAGGAACACACGGUCGACUGCCACUGCCACGCAAAGGGCCCCUACCGAAAGCUGCGAGAGGUUGUCGACGUGUGUGGCCCUGGAGGCGUUAGUGUAAGCCGACACGUUGGUGAUGUCUGUCUUGGUGUCCCGCGCCUCAUCGGGCUGGGCCCCGGCAGACGGGGCACCCACCACCUGUGUCUUGACAUCCUGCUCGAUGCGACGCUCCAACCUGAUCGAUUCGAUGGCCGGGUGGGAAACACGGACGUCGGAUGGAUGGAAGAGGGAGUGCUGAUGCUGACUGACUGGCGGACCUGUUGAGGUUCUUUUUCGUGACGUCGGCGUUCUCAACGAAGUCCUUCACCUGCCGAUUGAUCGCCUUGUCCACCUCCGGCCCGAUGCCCGCCUCUGCUGUCGCCUGACGGAGAAGACAGAGACCACAGCGGCAGGCGGAUUGAGUUGGUGCAGUGUGUGUGUGUGUGUGUGGUUGCCUUUGCGUAUUUCUGUUUGAACUUGGUGACGAGGACGUCCUUGAGCUGCUCCCUCUGCUGCAGAUCCAGCAACUUCUGUUUGCGCUUCUCGGGAAUGUGCGGGUUGAUCCCCUGGUCGGGAGCCCUGCCAGUCACACGCAAUCACACACGACGCGCGCAGCGGUUGCGUACAUGCGAAAGGAAGGCAGCACGAAACGUCACCAUUGCAACGUUUGUGCCAUUCUCUCCCCCUAUGUGAUCUUACUUGAAGCCCCUAGGCGCAGGGUGCUUAGGAGGAUACAUCAGGGUUUGCG
Molecule: messenger RNA, 3178 nt
Organism: Vitrella brassicaformis
Lineage: Eukaryota; Vitrellaceae
Source: the annotation of a GenBank genome assembly